CGCAGCCUGGUGAACUUUGCUGACUGGAGCAUCCAUGUCUGCAUUGUUUCCUUGAUCAAUCCAUAGAUAACGAAGUGGGGGGAGAUGCCGUUCCAGCGACCUCGGGAUGGACAGGUGCAAUACAAGUAGCGGCUUGCGACUCCAAGAUCGCCCAGAACUGCCUCUUUCUUCAGCUCCCGCAGCAGCCGUUGUUGCACUAGUUACAGCGAGACAGCUUAGGGAUCGCAAGGAUGAAGGUCUUCAACCCGUCACCGGCCACCGCCGCGUGGCUCGCCGGUCUCGCACUGGUGCCCGCCUACACCUCGGCCCUUGCUACGCCACAAGCGCCCUCGGCUCGGGGGGUCGACUGCCACGGGGGGCCGGCGCCCGUGGUCCUCCGCCACUGGCCGCCGGCUGCGGCCAAGGCGCUGGGGACGAUGAUAUCCCGCAACGCGCACGCGGGCAACUAUGCCGUGUUCGACAUGGACAACACGUCGUGGCGCUACGACGUCGAGGAGUCGCUGCUGCCGUACCUCGAGAGCCGGGGCGUGCUGACGCGCGACAACAUCGACCCGUCGCUGCGGCUGAUUGCCUUUGAGGACACGCCCGAGUACACCGAGUCGCUCUACAGCUACUACCAGCGGCUGUGCGAGGUGGACAUUACCAUCUGCUACCCCUGGGCCGCGCAGGUCUGGAGCGGCCUGACGCUGCGCGAGCUCAAGGGCUACGUCGACGAGCUCAUGGCGCUCAACACGACCAUCCCUGUGCGGUACUGGAGCGCCGGCGAGCUCGUCGACGACGAUGUGUCGCCGCCGCGCAUCUUCCAGGGCCAGGUCGAGCUGUACAACGCCCUCAUGGACAACGGCAUCGCCGUCUACGUCAUCUCGGCGUCCUCCGAGGACCUCGUCCGCGCCGUGGCCAGCGACCCGCGCUACGGCUACAACGUGCCCCCCGAGAACGUCAUUGGCGUCAGCACGUACCUCCGCAACGCGACCGACGGCACCCUCACCACCACCCGCCGCCAGCUCGCCGACGGCGUCUACGACGCGGAGCGCAACCUCGACCUCGUCAUCGGCCCUUACCUCAACACCCCGGCCGUCUGGUUCGCGGGCAAGUGGGCCGCCAUCCUGACCUACAUUGACGAGUGGAAGCGGCCCGUCCUCGCCGCGGGCGACACCCCUGGCAGCGACACGUACAUGAUCUUCCACGGCGUCGACGUGGCCAAGGGCGGCGUCCACCUCUGGAUCAACCGCAAGGACACGUACUAUGAGAAGCUGCAGGGCAUGAUUGCCGACGCGGCGCAGGCCCAGCGCGAGAACGGGCUCGAGGUGACGGUGGACAAAAACUGGGUCGUGGUGAAACCCGAAGACAUCCUGUGAGGUCUCCACCUUUUAUUGCGGGUGAUGGUCGAUGUAGAUAUUCGUAGACAACGUAAUACAGACUAUCGCAAGUAAAUUCCAUGGCAGUCG
This is a messenger RNA of Microdochium trichocladiopsis, 1448 nucleotides long. RefSeq names its product phosphorylcholine phosphatase. The record is from RefSeq and is a predicted model, not a curated record. NCBI's taxonomy places the organism in Eukaryota, Fungi, Ascomycota, Sordariomycetes, Xylariales, Microdochiaceae. The coding region runs from base 231 to 1358 and encodes 375 amino acids. Gene Ontology annotation, molecular function: magnesium ion binding. Gene Ontology annotation, biological process: dephosphorylation; L-serine biosynthetic process. The transcript has a single exon. Gene Ontology annotation, cellular component: cytoplasm.